AUGGAGUAUGCUCCUCUGACUUGGUCGUCUUGUCCCCCUUCCUACCUUGGCCUCCUUGACAAGGUCCAAGACCGUGCCCGGCGGCUCAUCUCUACUAAGGUUCUCCCAGACGAGCAACCUCUACAGCACAGGAGAGAUGUGGCGGGUCUGUGUGCCACCUACAAGAUCCACAAGGAGGGCGCCCCACACCUCUCUGCUCUCCGGCAGCCGUGGGCCGCGCCUCACCCCCACAACACGAGGGAGGCUUGCACGGAGAAUCACCUCACUGUUCCAUUCGCCAGGACGGAGACCUUCCUCCGUUCUUUUGUGCCAAGAUACACUAGGCUUUGGAACAACUUAGUGAGUGAUACAGAUAUACACAAGGCUCCUACUCUUCAGAAAUUUAAGUGUGAGGCUAAUAAAUGGCUAAAAGUGUAA
Molecule: messenger RNA, 417 nt
Organism: Portunus trituberculatus (swimming crab)
Lineage: Eukaryota; Metazoa; Arthropoda; Malacostraca; Decapoda; Portunidae
Exons: 1
Coding region: 1-417 (138 amino acids)
Source: RefSeq, a predicted model, not a curated record